GAGAGAGAAAUAGAGCGGUUUAAUUUCCGUAGGGGGCGGAAUGAAGGAGUGGCAUUCACAGUAUAAAAUGUGGCACACCCUUCUCCCAUCACCAUCUUUCUCUUUCUCUCUCUCUCUGAUACACUCUCAGCAAAUCUUCACACAACCAAAUCGCGUGGCAGAGAUGUCUAACCUACAGAAAGGAAUGUCUAUGUUAAUCAGCGUUUUCCACCAGUAUUCUGGAAAGGAGGGGGACAGCAAAACCCUCACCAAGGGUGAACUGACGGACCUCCUCAACAGUGAGAUGGGGGACAUAUUUGGGAAAGCUUCAGACAAACAAGCAUUGGACAAGAUCUUUAAGAGCCUGGAUGCAGACAAGAGUGGCACUGUUGACUUCCAGGAGUAUGUUACAUUCGUAGCAUGCAUUACGAUGUUGUGCAAUGAAUCCCUUUCCAAGUGAAGACACAGUUCUUCAGUACAGCAGACAUCCAUGUUUAAUAUUGUUGCUGUAAAGCCAGAGAGAGGGACCUUGUAGGAAGACCCAGAUACCUACAAAGAACAGACACAUAUUCACAUAUACUCUUAAAAUCUAAUUUGUUUACUAUGGUUGAUAGUGCAUUGAAAUAAAGGCUACAAAAAUAAA
Anguilla rostrata (American eel) is the source of this 622-nucleotide messenger RNA. Its product is annotated as ictacalcin-like. Bases 41 to 439 code for a protein of 132 amino acids. Gene Ontology annotation, cellular component: cytoplasm. The record is from RefSeq and is a predicted model, not a curated record. NCBI's taxonomy places the organism in Eukaryota, Metazoa, Chordata, Actinopteri, Anguilliformes, Anguillidae. Gene Ontology annotation, molecular function: calcium-dependent protein binding; transition metal ion binding; calcium ion binding. The transcript is spliced from 3 exons.